AUGAGCUCUUCAAGUACAGAGUCCCCUGAGGUUGAAACCUCCACUUUCUAUGACUAUUACGAUAACUACAAUGAUGCUCCAAAACCAUGCAGCAAGGAUAAUGUCAAGAGGUUUGCAGCCUCCUUCCUGCCUGUUCUCUACACUUUGGUAUUCCUGGUUGGGCUCUUAGGAAACCUCCUGGUCAUGGUGGUCCUCUUCAAAUACAAGCGGCUGAAGGGCAUGACUGACGUCUAUCUGCUCAACCUCGCCAUCUCAGAUUUGCUCUUUGUUGUAUCCUUGCCCUUCUGGUCUUACUUCACCAUAGACCAAUGGGUUUUUGGAACUCCCUGGUGUAAAGUCAUUUCAUGGCUCUACCUGGUUGGGUUUUACAGUGGCAUCUUCUUCAUUAUGCUGAUGAGCAUAGACAGAUACCUGGCAAUUGUUCGUGCAGUGUUUUCUUUGAAAGCAAGGACUGCCUUCCAUGGCUUGAUCACCAGCCUUGUUGUGUGGCUGGUAGCUCUCUCAGCCUCAGCUCCAGAGCUUGUCUUCAGAGAAUCUUUUGAUGAACACAAUUAUACCACCUGCAAGCAGAGAUAUCCAGGCAAUUUCACAGCAUGGAAACUUUUCUCCACUUUGGAAAUCAACAUUCUGGGGCUCCUCAUCCCUUCCAUGGUGAUGACGUUUUGCUACUCUAUGAUCGUUAAGACAUUAGUUCACUGUCGAAAUGAGAAAAAGAACAAGGCUGUGAGGAUGAUCUUUGCUGUCAUGGUUGUGUUCUUCUUCUUUUGGACUCCUUACAACAUUGUUCUUUUCUUACAACUGCUGGAGAUGAUGGGAGUCAUCAGAGACUGUGAAAUGAGCAGGAAUCUGGAUUAUGCUUCCCAGGUAACAGAAAUCCUUGGCCUUUUUCACUGUUGCCUCAACCCCGUCAUCUACUUCUUCAUGGGGGAAAAAUUUAAGAAGUACCUGAAGAUGCUUUUUAAGAACUGGAGGUUACCUGGAGAAGUUUGCAAGUGGUGUGGUGCUCACAUCACUUACCACACUGAGUCUACCAGUUCAUUCCACACACAGUCCACGGGGGAUCAAGAUGCCCUAUAA
Dryobates pubescens (Downy woodpecker) is the source of this 1077-nucleotide messenger RNA. It is a transcript of the gene CCR4, whose product is annotated as C-C motif chemokine receptor 4. NCBI's taxonomy places the organism in Eukaryota, Metazoa, Chordata, Aves, Piciformes, Picidae. Gene Ontology annotation, molecular function: C-C chemokine receptor activity. Bases 1 to 1077 code for a protein of 358 amino acids. The record is from RefSeq and is a predicted model, not a curated record. Gene Ontology annotation, biological process: inflammatory response; G protein-coupled receptor signaling pathway; chemotaxis. The transcript has a single exon. Gene Ontology annotation, cellular component: membrane.